Molecule: messenger RNA, 1005 nt
Organism: Triticum urartu
Lineage: Eukaryota; Viridiplantae; Streptophyta; Magnoliopsida; Poales; Poaceae
Source: RefSeq, a predicted model, not a curated record
AUGAGUGCCAUCGCCAGCCUUGCGUCGCCGUCGCCGCCGGUGAAGUGCGGCCAGUUGAGGAUGAUCUCCACGGUGCCCCAGUUCGCCAAGUGGGCGCAGACGCCCGCCAUCACUGCGCAACUGCGGCGGUUCCGUCAGGCCGUGGCGGUUGGGUCGUUGUCGAGGCCGGAGCCGGAGCCGGACGGAGCUAGCAAUGGCAAGCUGCGACACCUACACGGAUGUGCUGGCCACCGCUCCGGCUUUUUCCAUAGGUACCUCAAACCACAGGCCAUGGCAAUAGCUGGACUGUCGUCCAUUGUUGGUCUUGGACUUUGGUGUAUGAGCAGCAACCUCCGCCCGUCAGAGGUUGAUUGGGUCAAAACUGGUGUUGUUUCUCCACUUGUGAGGACACAAAACGACUGUGAAUGUUGUUGGGCCAUGGCUGUUGUAGCCUCGGUCGAAGCCGCACACUAUCAAAACACCUCGCAGCUAAUCUCAUUGUCGGUUCAAGAACUCAUCGACUGUGAUACAGAGAGCAAUGGGUGUGAACGCGGUCACAAAGAGAAUGCCUUCGGGUAUAUACAAGACAAUGGGCUCUUGAGCGAAUCCGACUACCCAUACAUGGCUCGUAGGAGUAAAUCGGGCUGCUACCGGUACAAAACACAAGAAGCGGCAGCAAGGAUAUCAGGGUUUCGAUUUGUCGACGCAACGGAGGAUGCGCUCGAGAAAGCUGUAGCAAAGCAGCCCGUAGUUGUCUCUUUGCAAGGCUCUGAUGAAUUGGAAAACUAUAGUGGAGGCAUAAUGAAUUACAAAGCAGUCGAAGCCGGGACAGGGUGGACGCAUGCCAUCCUCAUUGUUGGUUACGGCACGGAUUCAGCCGGUGUCAAGUAUUGGUGCUUCAAGAACUCGUGGGGACCAGGCUGGGGCGAGGGAGGUUUUGGGAGGAUCCGCAGGCACGUUGACGAUGAGCGAGGGGCGUUGGGUAUUUUCAUGAAACCAGGAGUACAUCCGGUCCUUGAGAACUGA